Molecule: messenger RNA, 3732 nt
Organism: Eimeria necatrix
Lineage: Eukaryota; Apicomplexa; Conoidasida; Eucoccidiorida; Eimeriidae
Exons: 1
Coding region: 1-3732 (1243 amino acids)
Source: RefSeq, a predicted model, not a curated record
AUGCGGCGGCUGCUCACAACACCAGUGUUUCAUAUCUGGGUUGCUGCGCUCAGCGCAGCUGUUUGUUCUACUUCCGCGGACGCCACUGCGUUGACCGAGGCAAAUGGUAAACCCGAUUUACAAGCUCCCACCGAUGGAACGCCUGCUUUAGAGGUGAAUAUUCUCACUGGCUUUUUCAAGGCAGCUGCAUUGCCUUUGCAAACGAUCCGUCACGUGAGCCAAUGUCCGUACGGUCUCGCUUUGCUCGUUCCCAUAGCAGCUGUGAUCUUCCUCGUCUUCUUCUGCGCCAUGAGCUUGAAGGGACCAAAAACCCUUCUUGCACACGGGCGAGUUAGGAGCUUAGCAGCUGGAGGGGCUGAUCCCUGCGAGCUACCCGAAGGGGACAAGGACCAGCACCCACCCAGUGUCUCAUCCUCCUCUCCGUAUCGUCUGCAGCUUCAUGCGUUACAGCCCUCAUCAAAAGAUGCGUCAUGCUUAAAUCGUAAGGAGCAAUAUUCCGUGAAGCUUGCCUGCCACCAACUGAAGAAUACGUUGAAGGGCCUUGACCAGCUCGAAACUAAGCUGAAGACGCUGAAAAGUUCAUGUCGGUCACUGGCUGAGCAGCUGCAAACGUUGGGGUCUGCUACUGCUGAAGAAAAUUUUGAUAGCAGAUCUAUUGAAAAACUCUUAAAAGAGCACCACGAGGAACUACUACAAACAGAGAAGCAUCUGGGUGAAGAAAGGGCGAGGCUCUCUCGUCUUGGGUGGACUACUAAACAAGAGGGGCUCUCUCUCCUGCUCAGAGCUAGAUUUUUCGUUCAAGGGAGGCACUUGACAGCAGCUGCAGGCCGUGCUUUAGUCGCACGAGAUGUUAUUCUUGGAGAACAGGCGGCAGAGAUCAGCGUGCUUUCCGGGAAAGAUCAUUUUCUCAUACGCUUGUUUGUAAAGCAUGUUAACAGCGAGGCGAAGACCUGCCAAAUUUCAAUCGAAAAUGCAACACAAUCUACGGUUGACGUGAUGAUCCGCGCGAGACGGGCUCAACGGGAGCUGGAGGCGUUGGAAGCCCAGCUAAAUGUUUUGGGACUUACCGAGUUCGUGGAAACAGUUAAGCAGCACCAGCAUGAGCUGCAAACUGCCCUAGACAAGGAGGCGGCCAGGCGAAUUCCAAGUAUUUUAAGCCCAAGAGAGAGGAUAAGCGUGCCACCAACAACUGAUAGUGACGUUUUCGCUUCACGUCGCUCUGCGCGGUCUUCCACCACGCAACGCCAGCCCGUAGGCCUUCAGCACAGAGUUACAGUAGGUCGAUCUAGAUCCUUUAAACACGAGCGCCCUGCGCAGAUUGAUGUAUCUGCUUCAAUGGAACGCUGGUCUUCUAUGGACUACAUACAUUUGCACGAUAGUGAGCGGCAUUCACAUCACGGUGUGUCUUCAAUGAGACGGCCGUCUCUCAGAGGCCUCCACGAAAGUAUACAGAACAGCCGUGGCCGGACACGAUCUGGCCAACUUCUUGACUUCCAUUUCACGGGGGGAACAAGGGAGUCAAGGGCGCAGGUUUCGUCAGGGAAACACCGUGAUCUCACGCGAUCCUCAUCGUGGAAUUAUCCAGAAGGCUAUACAAUCCGUACAAGGUCAGAAGAACUGCUCUCCGCACACGCUCGUCAGUCAAGAGCCCGUACCUCACUGCAUCUUCCUUCCCACGCAGCUGCCGAAUACUUCCAACAUGUUUUUCCGACUCAAAGUGAACGUCCCACGCCUCGUGUGGCAUUCUAUGGCUCUCGGCAAACAUCUUCCAUUGAGCGUCUCCCUCCAAGGUCGCCUACCCAUACACCAUCAGCGCCUUUUCAACUCAUGCAGCGCUUUCCACACAAUCCUACUCCUGGUCACCCGCGCGCACCUUCUCGAGAGCUCAUCGAGCAACCUCGAGAGCAACACCGAGUCUCUUUUUCAGCUGAGGCACGUCCGCAGCCUAAGCAGCAGCUUGGGCAGCCAGUUCCAACUCCAAUUCCUGGAACAACCCUACAGAGUGGGGGAGGCUCACAGCACACAACAGUUGCAGACCCGCCAUCUUCCCUAACUACUCCUCAGUUAGAAUCCGCGGCGGAGCUUUCUCCCUCCUCCACUUCGUCUGGGAUGACCUCAGUGUCCCUCCAUGAACAGGUUUCUGUAACAGGCGCUGGCAGUUCUCCACGCACAGAGGCGCCAGAGACCGGUAACCGUGAAACGCCCUCAGCUUUUCCCCCCAAACCGUACUCACAUACAGUGGGAAGCAAUUCUGAAUCGGGAAAAGCAGCUGUUGAAAGUGGUCAAGUCACCCAACCAACCAUCAAGUCUUCCCUGUUGAAAGAUGAGCUCUCGGCCGAGGUUGUCUCGAGCAGCUUUCAUGAGCCUGAAGCUGCAUUGGGUACCAAAUCGCUCACCCCUUCCGAGAGUCCCUCUCCUUCUUCUGAGGUUCUUUCCUCUGGUCAGGAGAGCCCUUCUCGACGUCCUGUAGAAUCUUCGAACGUAGCUAGCGAGGCUGCUUCAGGAGGGGACAUUUCGCCGCCGCUCUCUCCUGCAGAAAGUCGCCAGUCACGUGGUCCGACGUUUUCAGUCACGUCUCUUAUCGCUUCAUCACAGGGGACAUUUCCCUUGAAGGGUAGUAGCUCUGAUCUGUCAGAAAUAAGAGAGCCUCCAGGCUCAGCGAAGCCCAGCUCUCGCACUCCUGAUGAAUUGCCUGAGGUUCCACUUGACAACGCUACCAUAACGAGUGCUGAAACAUCAUCUGGAAGUGGCCCGUCGCCAUUAGCAUCCGCACCCUGUAGUCAGCAGCCGCCAAGACUAGACUCUCUUUCAUCAGAAGAGCAACUUCAAGAGCCUCCACGCCAAGAUAUGCAGUUCGAGGAGGGUGCCCCGCCACCGGAUGGGCAAUCGCUUACAGAAGCAGAGUCGUCUGAUUCGCUUAGUCAAGCAACAUCUGAACAGGUGGCUGAGAUGACCCGAAAGUUGUGGGACUUUUCAAUGCCUGCUGAUGUCGUUGCAAGCUCACUGAAGUACGACGCAGCACUUUUGCCUAUUGCAGGAGGACUGUUCACUGAAGGCCUAGAAUUAUUGAACGAGGUCGCACAAUUCUCUGUUGACUUCGAGAGGCACCCUAGGCUGGUGAUAGACUUUGAACUGUCGAGACACUAUUGCCGUCAUGUGUGUGCAAGCCUCCGCUACGGGUGCCAGCGCUGGAAGGAGGAGCUUGAAAAGCUUGUGGAAGCCGUGAAUUCAGCAGUGCAGUUAUCCAAAGAUUUUCGGCGAGAAUUCGAUGGAAAGUCUCCAAGCUUCUCCUUUCUGGAUCAAGCUGAAGUACUGUGGGCUCUUGUGAAGGCAACAAGGGGACUGAGCAAGCACAUGUCUAAGUUUGGAGCUUCUUUUUUAGACUCAAACGAGCUUUCACGGCUUCUUCACGAAGCUGACAGCGCGGCUUCUGCAGGGCAUACAGAGGUAUCAGAGGCAGCAGAGUUUUGUGCAGCUUCAUGGACAACGUUACUGCAGCACGAACAUAGCCCUGCAGCCUCGGGAUCACCUGUAGGGGAGGAAGAGUCAGAACUCCGUCACCGCCUACCCGAUGAAGCCAAAGAUUUCGCACAAGCGCCUUCAGUGGGAGAGGUACUAGUGGAAGGGCGCUUCCUUGUUGAACGUUUGAUUGCAUUAGUCGGUCCAAAGCAAGAAGUCAUGAAGCUGAGUGCCGCAGUAGAAGAAAGGGAAGCUGCCACCGAAUUCCGCUGA